AUGGCAGGCAAUACCAAGGGAAAGCGCGCUGCACCAUCCUCACAAGUUGAGCAAAUUAAAGCAUCAUCUAAAAAACGCAAACUCAACGAUGGGAAACAAAAAAGUGUGAAGGCUUCUGUCAAGUCGAAAUCAGCUGAGCCGAAGAAAGAAAAGGCAGCGGAUAGAGGAGUUAUCCCAAUACCCAAUCUGAGUGAUGACGAUGUCGAGAUAUCUGACCAGGACAUGGAUGUACUUGCUGAAUUUGGUGGUGCUGCAAGUUUCCUGAAGAGUCUGGAUAAGAAAGGUAUCAUGAGGAGUAAAAAAGAAACUCAGAGAUUGCAUGAACUGAAUAAACCAGUUCGCAAGCCUGAGGUGUAUGAUGACCUACCGUCAAUCGAUUCGCAUGACGAAGAUGAAGAAUCCUGGGACUCGAACAUGGAAGACGAAGAUUCAGAAAUAUUGAGCGACGAAGACGAUAAUCAUUCGAUAGUCGCUUAUUCUGACAAAACUGCAGGUUCUGAUGAGGAAAUGCCAUACGAAAUCAAUCCUCGGAGACUGCGUCAAGAACCUGCUAAACCUACAGAGAUUCAACGUCUACCUAUCAAGUUGGCAGACGGGAAAAUCCAACGGACAGGUAUCAAAGCUGUUAUCCCUGCUUCACAAGAGGAUAUUCCAUCCGAACCGGAGGAAAGCGAUUCAGAGGCGGAGGAACGGGAAACGCCACGCUGGAGAGUAGAAGAUGUCUCAACUGGCGCACGUUUCGGACGGCCAGCCGUCGUGGAUGUUCUGAAGACGAAUUCUCGUAAAGCCAAAAUCGAUAUGGCAAAGGAUCAGAUAGCUGCUAUCUGUCAGGAAAUUUUAGCGGACCCAGAAAACAACCUUGGACUACUACGACGAUUGCACACGUUCUCUUUGAAAACUGUCGUCACUCCAACACAUCCUGACCCUGUUCCCAAUGAUCCCAUCAUUCGUAAACUCGCUGUCCUAUCUCAAUUGGCCGUCUUCAAGGACGUUAUUCCUGGUUACCGGAUACGAGCUUUGACUGAAACUGAAAAAGCCGAAAAGGUCAGUCAAAUGGUAGCCCGGACUCGUGAUUGGGAGCAAGGCUUGGUAACAGUCUACCAAUCAUAUCUUCGACUUCUGGAAGGCGAGCUAAAAUCACACUCUGAGCUGGCCGACACUGCACUCCAUUGUAUGUGCACGUUACUCAAAGAGGUGACACACUUUAAUUUUCGACUCAACUUGAUGACAUGCAUCGUUGCACGCCUGAGCAAAAAAUCCUGGGACGCGUCAUCUGAACUAUGCUCUCAAACUCUGAUUCAAGUCUUUCGCGAGGAUCUUACAGGCGCCGCAUCUUUAGAAAUAGUGCGUCUGGUGAAUCGCAUGAUAAAGGAACGGCAUUUCAAGGUUCAUCCGAACGCCUUGUCAUGUCUACUUUCCCUGCGCCUCCGGACUGAACUUGGCGUUCGCGCCUCUAACACCCACGCUGACAAACCAGAGGCGAAGAAACCCAAGUCCGGAAAGGCUCAAAAGCAAGAAAAGGUUCAUCUGAGCAAAAAGGCCAAAAAAGCCUACAAGGAGCAAAAAGAAAUUGAUAAAGAACUUCGUGAAGCCGGAGCAGAGGUCGAUAAGGAAGAGCGGAAGACGACUCAAACGGAAACGCUAAAACUCCUCUUUGCCCUCUAUUUCCGUAUUCUCAAAAACCCGACGCCAACGCCCCUUCUCCCAGCCGCGCUUUCUGGAAUUUCCAGAUUCGCACACCUGGUCAACAUCGAUUUUUUCAAGGAUCUCAUGCAGGUGCUGAAGGAUCUGAUCGCAAUAGAAGAAGAAGCUGCAAUGGCCUAUGCCGAUCUCGACGCAGCAGGAAUACAGUCAGCCUUCAUCUUCCGACAGCUUUCGUGCAUAGUCACCGCAUUCGAGCUUCUGUCAGGACAAGGCGAAGCGCUGAACAUGGAUCUAACCGAUUUUGUCAACACCCUGUACUCUAUCCUGCUCCCUCUCAGUUUUUCCCCCGAAAUGAACGCCCAGCCAUCAACAUCAACUACAUCAUCAUCAUCAUCGCUCGGCCCGAAAGUAUACCACCAAUCGGUCGUUGACAUCUUGUUCCGUGCACUGCACUUGAUAUUCUUUUCCCGGACUUCCGGCUCAACCGCGCCCCCCGCACGCGCCGCUGCGUUUAGCAAGCGGCUACUCUCAGGCGCGUUGCACUGGCCGACCCCCGCCGCACUGCGCGCGCUCGAGUUCGUUCACGGAUUGCUUGCCAAGGACAGCAAAUUGGAGGCCAUGCUCGCCACGGAGGAUCGGAUCUACAACGGCGUCUACCGUGCUGACGUGGAUGACCCGCAGCUCUGCCAUCCGUUUGAGUCGUCGUUCUGGGAGCUGCAUGCACUGCACGGGCGCCACUUUGACCCGCGUGUACGUCAGGCUGCCGGGGUAUUACUUAACUACAGUGCCAGUUAA
Molecule: messenger RNA, 2439 nt
Organism: Psilocybe cubensis
Lineage: Eukaryota; Fungi; Basidiomycota; Agaricomycetes; Agaricales; Agrocybaceae
Product: Nucleolar complex protein 3-like protein
Exons: 8
Coding region: 1-2439 (812 amino acids)
Biological process (GO): DNA replication initiation
Cellular component (GO): nucleolus
Molecular function (GO): chromatin binding
Source: RefSeq, a predicted model, not a curated record